GCUUCCGGUGCCAGACGAUGGCUAGCGAAGGAGCUGUCGGCAGAAGAGUGAGCACAGAUGAACUCUUAAAAGAAGCAACCAGAUGUCCCAUCUGCACAGCUUACUUAGAAAAGCCAAUGACCCUGGAAUGUGAGUGUGUCUUCUGCCUCAGUUGUACCAAUUCACUGCAGAAGGAGCCCCAAGGUGAAGGUGUCUUGUGUCCCUUCUGCUUGGUGGCUUCUCAGAAAAACAACAUCAGGCUCAAUCGGCAGCUGGGGAGCCUGGUUUCCCACAUUAAGGAACUGGAGCCCAAGCUGAAAAAGAUUCUGCAGAUGAACCCAAAGAUACGGAAGUUCCAAGUGGAGGUGACCUUGGAUGUCGACACGGCUCACAACCUCCUCCUCAUUUCUGAAGACCUCAGGAGUGUCCACUGUGGGAGGAUCCAUCAGAAUCGACCAGAUCUCGCUGAGAGAUUCAACUUGGCAGGUGCUGUCCUGGGCUCCCCUGGUUUCACCUCUGGCCGCCACUACUGGGAGGUGGACCUAGGAACAAGCGAAGAAUGGAACCUGGGAGUCUGCAGAGAAUCUGCCAGUCGCAAAGGGAUCAUCCAAAUGACCACGGAUCAUGGAUUCUGGAUUGUGAGUUUGAGGGCUGGGGGCUUCCACUUUGCUAACACAAGCCCUCCAACACCCCUUUGGGUGAACCCCGAUUUACAGCGAGUGGGGAUUUUUAUGGAUAGAGGCAUGGGAGACAUCUCCUUUUACCACCUGGGAGAUGGAUCCCACAUCUAUACAUUCACAAAAGUUUUUCCCGAGGAGCCACUGCGCCCAUAUUUUGCUCCCUCCACUCUCCCAGAUCAGGGAGUCCUAAGUAUCUGUCCUGUGACAAACCCAGGCACUGCCCAUCCAGUCCUUCCUGGGGAGGGCAAAUAAACCCCCACAGCAUAGAAACAGGAUUGGAAAAUUAAAUUACUUGGUAGGUAAACGUAGGAAGUUUCUGUUGGCAGAAAAAUAUAGACCAUUACAUGAUGUAAUUAACUUCACAGAUUCAUUAGUAUAGAAAUUGAGCUUUAAAUGUUGAUCAUUGGCACCACCAAACAUGUUGGGCUUUGUGUUUCUAUUUUGUUUCCUAAUGAUAUGUCUUGUAUUCUUAAAUUAAUUUCCAAAUGCUUUACCAUUUAGUUCUGUACGUUCAAUUUAAUGUAUU
Messenger RNA from Callithrix jacchus (white-tufted-ear marmoset), 1185 nucleotides. RefSeq names its product ret finger protein-like 2. The record is from RefSeq and is a predicted model, not a curated record. Gene Ontology annotation, molecular function: protein binding. Lineage: Eukaryota; Metazoa; Chordata; Mammalia; Primates; Cebidae.